This is a messenger RNA of Onychostoma macrolepis, 1550 nucleotides long. It is a transcript of the gene sparcl2, whose product is annotated as SPARC-like 2. The record is from RefSeq and is a predicted model, not a curated record. The transcript has 9 exons. Gene Ontology annotation, biological process: anatomical structure development. The coding region runs from base 91 to 870 and encodes 259 amino acids. Gene Ontology annotation, molecular function: extracellular matrix binding; protein binding; collagen binding. Lineage: Eukaryota; Metazoa; Chordata; Actinopteri; Cypriniformes; Cyprinidae.
AGAAGAAGGAGGCAAAGAGAUUAAAUAGGCACGGAAAGAGAGAUCAUAAGAGAGGAGAGACUCUGAUCCAUAAACAUCCUUCCGUGAGAAAUGCACCUGCUCUGUCAUCUGUUGUUCUUGACAGUUACCCUUCACCUUGGUGUCGUCAAGGGUGGAAGAGCCCAGCGUAAACAGAGGCAGGCUGAAGAGAAGUUGAGGCCAUAUUUGGGCAGAGUGGAUCCAGAAUCCCUUUGUCAGUUGUUGAAAUGUCACAGUCCUAUUGGUUCCUGGUGCCAAGUGGUGAAGGAGGGGGGAGUUCUUGCCCCUAAAUGUGUGUGUCCAAAGACCUGCCCACGGCAGGGGGCACCAGUGUGCAGCGUUAUGGGGAAGACGUACAGCAACGAGUGUCUUCUUCACAAGGAGGCCUGCCGCAAAAAACGACGCAUUGGCAAGGCACAUAAUGGAGCCUGUAUUGUAAGCAAGGCUGAGUGCUCUGAGGAAGAGUUUGGUCAGUUCCCGUACCGUCUGCUGGACUGGUUCUUACUCCUCAGCAGAAUGGGAGAGAGAUACACACCAGCCGCUCCCUCACAAAGCUGCCUCACACACACACAGCGAACCCAGCUUGCAGAGAGGAGGUUUGUUCUGCUGGAUCGUAACAGGGAUGGGAAGUUAAGUAGGAGAGAUCUGAGAAAGCUUCACUAUAAGCGGAUGCCACUGGAGCACUGCACUCAAAGAUUCUUCCAGUCAUGUGACAAGAAUAAGAAUAAGAAGGUGACCCUGAGGGAGUGGACAUCCUGUCUGGUUGACCGGUCAGAAAACUGGUUUCAGGAUUUCAUGUCCGUGAAGAUGGGCUCACCAAAGCUGUGUCCUGUCCCAGACAACAACCUUUAAAUUUAGGUGCUUUAUCCACAUGGAAUCGUGUUUUAUACCUUAUCAUUUACCUAGAAGUUAUAAUAAUUGAUACCUGGAGAAAGCUAGCAUUUGCAUUCUUGCUGGAUUAAAAAUAAAGUGAAACAUUCUUAGAAUUUAAAAUAAGUAUUUUCUAUUUGAAUAUAUAUUUUAAAGUGUAAUUUAUUCCUGUGAUGUCAAAGCUGAAUUUUCAGCAGCCAUUACUCCAGUCUUCAGUGUUACAUGAUUCUUUGGAAAUUAUUUUAAUAUGCUGAUUUACUAGAAAAGUUUCUUAUUAUUAUCAUUAUAAUAAAAAACUGUUGCUAUGCUUAAUAUUUUAAGGAUUAAAAUAGAAAGUUAAAAAAACAGCAUUUAUUUAAAAUAGAAUUUUUUGUAACAUUAUACAUGUCUUUACUGUCAUUUAUGAUCAAUUUAAUACAUACGUGCUGAAUAUUUUUACUUUUUUUUUUUUCUUUUUUUGUUGCAAAAUACAUGGCCAGCUAUACAGUUUUUUUUUUUUUUUUGGUCACACUGCAGCACUUAAAACAAAGCACUUAAAACACAAUAACCGUUGCCCAAAAAGUGGGGGCAUGACAUUUCUAAAAGUGUGGUUUAUAAUAAUUGCUUACCUCUGUUAUAUUUAAAAUCUGAUAAAAAUGGGGCAUAAUAAAAGUCUAAACAUU